Molecule: messenger RNA, 1692 nt
Organism: Gymnodraco acuticeps
Lineage: Eukaryota; Metazoa; Chordata; Actinopteri; Perciformes; Bathydraconidae
Product: psychosine receptor-like
Exons: 2
Coding region: 1-1692 (563 amino acids)
Biological process (GO): G protein-coupled receptor signaling pathway
Cellular component (GO): membrane
Molecular function (GO): G protein-coupled receptor activity
Source: RefSeq, a predicted model, not a curated record
AUGGCAGUCUACCUCUUCAACCUGUCCAUCUCUGACCUGCUCUACACUAUCUCUCUGCCUGUGUGGAUAGAGCUGGCCCUGCAGAGACCUCUCGGUGGUCUUUGCAGUUUGGUGGCAGUGAUCAUGUACAACAGCUUCUACGUAGGCUCGGGCCUCCUUUGCUGCAUCUCUGUUGAUCGCUACCUAGCAGUGGUCUAUCCUCUCCACUUUCACUGGGUCAGAGAGGUGCGGACGGCAGCAAUAGUGAGUAUUGCCCUCUGGACUCUGGAGAUUACCAUUCACAUCAUCUUGCUUGACCACACAGGGGCACUGCAAGCUUUCUCCUCAAGAAACGUAUGUGAUGAGCGAAUACCCAUGACACAAGAAGACGGCAACCUCGCCCUUACACGUGUCACCCUGGGUUUCUUGGUCCCUAUUUUCAUCAUGACCUUUUGUUUUCAGAAGAUCAUGCAAUCGCUCAAAAAGAACACCUCAAUCCUGACAGUGGAGCGCAGGAAAGUGGGACUGCUGCUGUUUUACCUUCUUCUAACCUAUAUAGUGGCUUUUAUGCCCUACCAGAUUGUCAUGCUGCUGAGAGCCAUACUGGAGCCAGGGACCUGCUCCUGGGCCACAAGGCUUAGAGAUCCAUACCUGGUCACUGUUGCCACGACAACCAUAAACAGUACACUGGAUCCCAUAAUAUACUGUUUAAUCAGCGAGAGCGCUCAGAGAGAGUAUGAGCACAUAAACUCCACAUCUGCAAUGGAAAACUUAACCCUGAGCUCAAAUCGUUCAGAAUGCUACCCAGUUGAUAGCGCUUCAAGGAGGAGGUCGUUUAUGUUUUUCUACCUGGCUAUCAUCGUCACUGCCAUCCCAUCCAACGCCUUCUCCCUGUACGUGUCGUGGCAGCACAUCAGACAGAAGAACGGUCUCGGUGUGUAUCUAUUUAACUUGGCGCUGAGUGACCUGACCUUCACCAUCGGCCUCUCCCUGUGGCUGGACUUUCUGUGGAAAGGACUUUGGAUCCACGGAGGCUACGUUUGUAUGCUAUCUGUCUACUUCCUCUACACUAACUUUUACACCAGUGAAGCUCUCCUCUGCUGCAUCACUGUUGACCGCUACCUAGCAGUGGUUCACCCCUUUAAGUACACUUUCCUGAGGAAAGUGAAUACUGCAGCAGCAGUUGGUGUUGCCAUUUGGUUGUUGGUGUUCUGUUUCAACGCUACAACCAUCUCUUGGGAAGACUCAUACCAUGAGUACAACACGUUUGCAGUGUGCUUUGAUAAUUUUCUCCCGCUGUCAGGGAACCUUGUCUGGGCUAAUGUAGCACGCUUUAUCCUGGGCUUUAUUAUUCCCUUUCUCCUGGUGGUGUUUUCCACCUGGGGGAUCUGGGAGGCCGUCAAAUCCAAUCAGGCCACAAAGGAACGAGAACGUAAACGUAUCCUAAAGCUGCUGACGGUAGUUCUGCUCUGUGUUUUGUUCUGCUUUGGGCCUAUCCACGUCAUGAUGCUCCUCCGCACACAAAUGGAUGACUGCAGGGAGGUUGCAUGGCUCCUUUACCCAUACAAAAUCAGCAUAGCUCUCUCCAGCUUAAACUGCCUUGCAGACCCUCUCCUUUACUGCUUCAUUACUAGAACGGGGAAGGCAAAUGUCAAUCAGGUUGUUCUAUUCUUCCAGGUAAAGAAGAGGAGCAAUGAUGAAGAUGUGGUGUAG